AUGGAACUUUUGAGGCAAGUGUCCAGCACGCAGUUUUUCUUUCCCGCGGCAGCUGUUGCAGUAGUGUUAGUAUGUGCGGCUCUCGUAUUUUUGUUCGGCUUCCGUACGGCGGAACCGCCACAAUUCGACAAGCUGCCUCUAGUCGUAGAUGAGAGAAAAUCUUCGCAAAAGAAAAAGAAAUUAAAGGAAAAGAAAUCUUCACCUAAUCGCACAUCAAGUGAUGAAAGUAAGAGCAAAAGUGAUAACAAGAAAUCUCCAGCAAAGGAAAAGAGGGAAGUCGAAAAACCAAAGCCAAAAGAGAAAGUUGAACCUAAAGCAGCCAAGAAGGAAGUUGUUACUGAAAAAAAGGUAAAAAAGAAUAAAGUAGCAGAAGUGGAGAAACCGGCUGAUUACGAUGAUGGUUUAUGGGAAGAAGUGCCAAAGAAAAGUGAUAAGAAGAAAGUAAAGGGCAAUGAGAAGGAAAGUCCGGUCAAGAAGAGCAAGAAAAGCAAGGUUAAAGAGAAUGGUAUUGAUACUUCCCCAGUUGAAGAAUCAGCAGAAGUUCCUGAAGAAACCAUCAAGGUGAUUAGUGCUGUAGGUCCUGAUGUAGACGAAGAUGCUGCUAGAGCUUUGCAGGCCCAAGUUGAAGAAUUACAAAGAGUUCUGAAGGAGGCUGAACGUCGUGACCGUGAACAACUGGUUGCCGAAGAAGAGGAAGACGAUGCCCCAGAGGACGAGCUCACGGAAGUUAAGGACCUACGAAGCAACAAGAAAAAUGAAAAUAAGGAAAAACAAAACAAGAAGAAGGAGGCUGUUGUAGCAAAGAGUGUGCCAAAGUCGGAAGAGAACUCCGACUCUGACAAACAGGAAGAGAAGACUGUUCCUGUGUUUGAUGAGCUUGGAGAUACUUGGUCCGAAGCGAAAGUAUCUAAGAAGAGCAAAAAGAAAGCGCGCAAGGAUCAGUGA
Molecule: messenger RNA, 945 nt
Organism: Pieris macdunnoughi
Lineage: Eukaryota; Metazoa; Arthropoda; Insecta; Lepidoptera; Pieridae
Source: the annotation of a GenBank genome assembly